AUGUGGAUACAUCUUUCAUUGAAUAUUUGGGGUUUUGGGGAAUAUGAGUUUCAUGCAAAGCUUAAGGUCACGGACAAUUCAUCUAUUAAGGGUCAUAUUAACGGAAAACGAAUUACCGAAUGUGAUUCAUUCAAAUGUUCACGUACAAUAGUUCCAAAAAAUAGUCCCAUAUUAAACAAUUUGCGUUCGUUUAAUAGGAUCCUAAACAAUACAAACUAAAUUUGUGUAUCGCUGAGCUCUGCAAAUAACAAGUGGAGGUGCUGCCACUUUAAUACUCACCAUAAAACCUUUAGUAAUAGCAAAAUUAGUACAUGCGCUGUCAGAAAAUGCAGAAAAUACUAUUUCAAAGACCCAUUGGUGUGCAAGUUCUGCCUUUAAAAUAACCUCUGUAUGUUUUUCCGCGCUGUACUAAGAUAACUUUUCAUAUCUGAACGAGUAUCCUCGUCCUUACAGAAGAUGCAAACCUUCAGACCUCGACAUUGUUACUGUAUGAAGACAAAAGUUCAAUCCUUUAUGUCGAGUUAAGUUAAUGAGGGAAACGGAUCCUCUGUCCUACUAUACCUGUAGCCUUGAUGAAGAAAGAGUAUGGAAUAUGAUAUCAUUGGUUUGGAAUAUUUCUGCUCGUGUUUGCUCCAUAACUACGUAGAACCACUAACAUCAUGGACAACAUGCUGAAGAUGAUGGAGCGGUACUCGUCCCGGCUGGAAGACAUUGUGGCAGAAAGAACUGCGCAGCUGGCUGAGGAGAAACGCAAGACAGACGCCCUCUUGUACCGAAUGUUGCCACAGAAUGUUGCUGACGAACUAAAACAAGGUCAGCACGUGCAAGCUGAAGCUUUUUCCUCUGUGACCAUCUAUUUCUCCGACAUCGUGGGCUUCACGCAGAUUGCCAGCCAGAGCACACCCAUGGAGAUCGUUGAGUUUCUAAACAAACUCUACACGGUUUUUGACGAGGUCAUUCAGGCAUUUGAGGUGUACAAGGUGGAGACAAUCGGUGACGCUUACAUGGUGGUCUCCGGAGUCCCCAUCCCUAACGGUUCGCGUCACGUGUACAUCAUGGCGGACCUGGCCCUUGAACUGCUUCAGACCAUCAUUGACUUCACCAUUCCACACAUACCAGAUCGCCAGCUAAAGAUCAGAAUUGGUCUCAACACAGGUCCGGUGGUGGCGGGUGUGGUGGGUACAGUCAUGCCGCGCUACUGUCUCUUCGGCGACACCGUCAACCUCGCCUCCAGGAUGGAGUCGCACGGUCUGCCCCAGAAGAUACACAUGAGCCCGUUCACGUACGCUGCUAUAGAGGACAAAAGUGCAUACAUCAUCAAGGAAAGGGGCGACCUGGAAAUUAAGGUGGGGCAUGUUACACGCGCAGGACCUUGCCGUGCAUCGGCUCCCCUACGGCGCACGCGCUCACGCACUUGCACGCAGGCAUGCUAGGAGAGCAGGGUAAAGGGAGUAUGAAGACUACUUCUUGGAAGGGAAAGUAGAGAAAACAACAAACUUUGCAGCAGGAGUGAGUGAUAGUACGAGGGUACAAAACGCAUCAAAUGUUGACGUGAGGGAGGUGGCUUUGAGCAGCUGUUCUAGCAGUGCACCAGGCCUGUCCUUCACCAGUUCACCCAACAGAAACACAGAAUAUCUACAGGGGGAUGUCAGUCGAGUUAGGUACAGCACCUCACCUCAACAGGAGCUUCGGUCGCCAGCGUUUGAGCCCACGGGGAGUUCUCCGAGGAGAAGCAUGUUGACAGACACCCAAAGGACAAGAGGUGUUGUGUGGAAUGGCGACACGUGUAUUUUGUGACACAUGUGUGUGUGCGUGUGUGUUUUGUGAUGUGUAUGUGUGUGUUCGCGCGCACGCGCGUAUCCAACGCUCCAGAUUUGCUCUCAACUGUCGACGCAUGUGCAAUAAAUAUCGCAGCUGCAUGGAGUAUUCAGGGUAAGAAGGAGGCAAGGCCAGACACCACAUCGAAGGAGCUGUUCGUGAACAGCUGUGCGCAUACAGAUAUGUUUGUAGUUGUGAACAGGGAGACACCGGUGGGGUGUGGAACUACUGUUAGAGCUCGGAGCGCCUGAAGGAAUGUUACUGUGCACUGACAUUCACGUGUGAUCGUGUGAUUUCCAAACGGAGUGAACAAGACUCAGUUUAUUUUUCUUUUCAUCUGAGUGAUCAAGAGUCAGUGGGCUUUUAUUCCAACUGAGUGAUCAAGGGUUGGUGGGUUAUUUACAAUCCGCUCACUGGUUCACAUGGAAAGGGGUGAAGGACUGUUUUCACAGGCGUUGCAGACGCUUAUUGAGAUGAAAAAAGCAAGAGCUUGUUUAUCCACAAGAGAGUGCAAUUAUGAGGUGCAAUAUUUUACGUCUUAUAUAUAUAUAGUGCCGGUAAGAACAGACAUUGAAAUUACUAGAUAACCAGAGAAUGCUUUGUGCGUCUCAUGCCGGCUUCAACUUUUUAAUUGCAAAGAGAAGAAAAGAUUUUUUGAUCUCAUUAUUUUGAAGUUCACUUGAGUUCGGUUGUCGCAGCUGGCACUUGUUAUGGUGACAGAUUUCUUUAUUUUUUGUAGUAGUAGUAGUGUAUGAUUUAAAGUUACUUCACUAUGUUAUGAUUGCGGUACCUCGAAAACUCACUGAUGUAGUGAAGGCGAACCUUGAUGACUAUAGAGAGUCGAACCCAGAUAAGACGAACUCGUCUAAAGGGAAAAACAAAUAGUCCAGGCCUUCUGUGAAAACGACACUUUGAACUACACUAAUAAAGAUUAAAGCCAGCGUUUGUAAUCACUCAUAUUCUGAACGCAGGUCAUGGUUCACGAACUCGCUUAGUGAAAUAGAACAAAUUAACUAAAAACGAGAGGUAUCUCAUCUUUGACAUUCACCCUGAUUGCCAUAUCCUAUAAGCUUUACCCAGUCGACAUUGCACCUCAUUAAACGUCGUUUUCAGGCUCCGCUGGCGAACUGGUACUCGCACAUGCUCACCAUACGGGUGCCGCUACCCUUAGGUGUGCUGGAGUAGUCUCCGAUCAUCAGACACUGCAGACCAAACAACCCAAGGCUCUCUCGACUUCGUCUUAUCAGCGUUCGACUGUAUUUCAAGGGAUCGAACCCUCACAAUCGGAGUCAAACUGACACUUGCAUAACAUUUCUGGGGGAAAUGUUCAGAUUUUCAUUUCGACUUUUAUGAAAAGUUUUUAUUAUUUUUUAUGGUCCAGUUAUAGCACGUGCAUCAUUAGCCUUUACAUUCACAUCCACAGCAUUCGCCUUACAGACUUGCAGCCGCGUUGGAAGAAUGACAGCUCGCGCUUUCUCUGUGCUUGGAGACAUUGAUCGUGGCUUCCUGCAUACACGUGAACGUUUCUCCUUCUCCAUCUAUGAUUAUUAGUAUUUUAUUUUUUCCUUCAACUUUCCCAGCUGAAACUUUCUCUGCCUGUGGCGUGUUUACAGGCUGGCUGCUUUGCUGGCUCAGCGGAAAACAUCAUCUCUCCCCCUCCCCCAGCUGAAACCAUUGUUCUUGUUGUUUAUCUAAACAGUAUCCCUUCUCUCUGUGCCGCUGAGAGCGGUUCACUGGAAAAUGACGGAGAGUUGCUCAGAUGGUCAAUAAAGCUUCUCUGCUGAGGAACUGGUUUGGGGUUUGAGCGGGCGAAUGGCUGUUCCUUAGAAACUGACAGGUUUGUUCAGAUGAUUAAUAAAGCUGUUCUUUUAAGGUCUCCGCUUAUCUCGUACAGAAAGCCAUUUCUCUUGUCGAUAUGAGUAUGUCAAUGUGUGUCUGAUUGUCUUGUUCCUUAUGGCUGAUGUGUGUGUCAAUGUGUGAUUGUGUAGUUCCUUUCGGCUGAUGGUGUGUCAAGGUGUCUGAUUGUCUUUCCCUUGGCUGACUAGACGACUCAUUAGCUGAAUGAUGCUUAAGUGCUUGCUUUUAGGAUAGGCUUCUUUGGAAUUUUAUCUUACAAUUCCUUAAUAAUAAACGAACAGAACACUUCAUAGGAUUGAA
This is a messenger RNA of Pomacea canaliculata, 3975 nucleotides long. Its product is annotated as atrial natriuretic peptide receptor 1-like. NCBI's taxonomy places the organism in Eukaryota, Metazoa, Mollusca, Gastropoda, Architaenioglossa, Ampullariidae. The record is from RefSeq and is a predicted model, not a curated record. Gene Ontology annotation, biological process: intracellular signal transduction; receptor guanylyl cyclase signaling pathway; cGMP biosynthetic process. Bases 660 to 1433 code for a protein of 257 amino acids. Gene Ontology annotation, molecular function: peptide receptor activity; guanylate cyclase activity. The transcript has 8 exons.